Molecule: messenger RNA, 2036 nt
Organism: Emys orbicularis (European pond turtle)
Lineage: Eukaryota; Metazoa; Chordata; Testudines; Emydidae
Gene: SEMA7A
Product: semaphorin 7A (JohnMiltonHagen blood group)
Exons: 15
Coding region: 123-2036 (637 amino acids)
Biological process (GO): neural crest cell migration; negative chemotaxis; positive regulation of ERK1 and ERK2 cascade
Cellular component (GO): external side of plasma membrane; plasma membrane
Molecular function (GO): chemorepellent activity; semaphorin receptor binding; integrin binding
Source: RefSeq, a predicted model, not a curated record
AACAAGGACUGUACCGGGGGAAAGGAUUGGGCCCAGACUAGGAAGGAGUCUAGUCUGUGAAAGAAGCUUACUGGAACAUCUCUGAGGAAGUAAGCUGCUGAGCUCUUUGCAGAGCUGUGGAAAUGGGUCUGAACUCACAUGCUGCCUAUCUCUUCACUCUGUGGACCAGCCACCUGUUUCUCCUGACAGCUGGGCACUCGAGGGUGAAUCCUAGAAUUAUUACAGCUCCAAAAGGGGAGAGAUGCUUUCCGCUGGAGAAGCACGAGAAUCUCCUAACACUCUACCAUGAGGAGGGGAAUUCCUCUCUCUUGGUGGGAGCGGAGGGAAAGCUCUACUACUUCGACUUUGAGAGCUCCAGUAACCACACGGAGGACUUCCCGGAACAGGAUUCAGGAGCCUGCCAAAAACCAGAGGAGAAGAAGAACUACCUGACUUUCAUUGGCAAGUACCACGACAUGCUGUUGAUAUGUGGGACAAAUGCCUGCAAGCCCACCUGCUGGAACUUGGCCGAUCGGAAUAAAUCUGAAGUGGCUGCGCAGGGCUUGGCCCCUUUUGUGCCUAACCAGAACUCCCUGGUCCUUGUUGAUGAUGAAGCCAUCUAUUCCACCAUCAGCUUGCACCAGCACAAUGGGAAGAUACCCCGCUUCCGCCAGGUCCGAGGGACUGGGGAGCUCUACACCAGCGACACAGUGAUGCAGAAUCCAACAUUUGUGAAAGCCACUGUCAUCAAGCAAGAUGAGCGCCAUGAUGACAAGAUCUACUAUUUCUUUAGAGAAGACAAUCCGGACAAGAGUCCCGAGGCCCCGUUAAAAGUCUCCAGAGUGGCCCAGCUGUGCAAGGGAGACAAAGGGGGCACCAGCUCCCUCUCUGCUUCCAAGUGGACCACCUUCCUGAAGGCCACGCUGGUCUGCGUCGACCCGGCCACCAAGAGCAACUUCGACUUGCUGCAGGAUGUCUUCAUUGUCCCGUCAGACAAGAACUGGAGGGAAACCAGAGUGUAUGGACUCUUCUCUAACUGCUGGGGGUACUCUGCCGUUUGCGUCUACACCAUCGGUGACAUUGACACGGUGUUCCGGACAUCGAAACUCAAAGGCUACACUAAGGACAUGCCCCACAUCCGUCCUGGACAGUGCCCUUGGGGCAGAAAUCGUACCCCUCCUGAGACUUUCAAAAUAGCUGACCUCCACCCGGAGGUGGAGGAAAGAGUGCAGCCUGUUGCCCCAAGGAAUAGCCCCCUAUUCCACAGCAAGAAUCACUACCAGAAAAUCGGUGUGCACUGCAUCCAGGCGAGAGACGGACACACCUACAACGUCCUCUAUUUGGUGACAGACAAAGGGUAUAUCCACAAAAUGGUGGCAAUGCCGCACGGCGUCCUGAACGUCCUGGAGAUCCAGCCCUUUCAACAGCAAGCUCCCAUCCUGGCCAUGACCCUGGAUCAUAGCAGGGCAAAGCUGUAUGUGAGCUCGCCGACCGAGGUGGUCCAGUUGCCCAUGGACAUGUGCGAGGUAUAUAACAGGAGCUGCGAGAGCUGCGUCAUGGCAAAGGAUCCUUACUGCGGAUGGGCAGAUGGGAAAUGCGUCUCCAUUAAAACUAACCUGACAAUGCUACAGAAUGUGACCCUGGAGUCCUCACCGGAAAUAUGUACCCGUUCGGUCUUCAGACAGCAGGAAGUGGACAGCCCGGAGAGCUACCGGAACGUCACUGUGGCGCUCUUCUCCCGCUACUUCCUGCACUGCCCCACCGAAUCCCACGCCGCCACCUACAUGUGGCACCACAAUAGCAGCCGCAUCCAGAACUGCAGCUCCACCCACGGGCCCUGCAUCCACUUCAUCGAGAACAUGACCCACGACCACUACGGGCGCUACACCUGCAUCUCGGAGGAGAAUGGCUUCUCCCAAACCCUCGUGAAGGAAUGGCUGCUGACGCAGCCUGUGCCCUCCCAGACUUUGAGGCAGAGCAGCCAGGCUGUGGCCGCCUCCCCCUCCUUCUGGCUGGGCUUCCUGCAGAUGAUGGCUCUUGCCCUGCUGUUCCAGUGA